Molecule: messenger RNA, 477 nt
Organism: Lodderomyces beijingensis
Lineage: Eukaryota; Fungi; Ascomycota; Pichiomycetes; Serinales; Debaryomycetaceae
Source: the annotation of a GenBank genome assembly
AUGAACGGGGACCCAAUCACAGGAGUUGAAGCAUGGAACGAUUUGUCGUCACCAGAACCGGAAUUGAGCUUGAUUGAGUCAGAUACGCAGGUGAGAUCGCGAUCGGCCAAUGACCUCAACAUGGAAAGCAGUAUAACGUCGGAGUUCCCCGUGCUACUGACGCACGAGCAGAAUGGCGGUCCCCAGCUUUCCAAACUGUCGCAACUGAGCAGCAAGACGUGGGCCAAGUGGCAAGAAUGCAUCCUCAAGACUUUGGUCUUUAUCGGAUACGCCAUCACCACCAUACUAUUUUACAUCAUCAUCUAUCUACACUACUUCGUGGUCAAGCUUAGUUAUGACGAGGAAACGGCUAUGAACUUGCUAGAUGGCGUGUUUAGAGCGCAAGAAAAGGCAAUUGACAAUUUCCACAAGAAAAGGAGCACUGGGCCUCAUGCUGCUGUUGUUGGUGAUGACAACCACCCACCACAUUACCGUUAG